Molecule: messenger RNA, 2518 nt
Organism: Trifolium pratense (red clover)
Lineage: Eukaryota; Viridiplantae; Streptophyta; Magnoliopsida; Fabales; Fabaceae
Exons: 6
Coding region: 250-1260 (336 amino acids)
Source: RefSeq, a predicted model, not a curated record
GUAGAAUAAUAAUUUUUAGUACUAGUAAAUAAUAGAUAGUAAGUUUGAUUCUGGACCUAUAUUUGGUGGAAGAGCGAAUUCUGAACCCGGAGAGACCUAAGAAGGAAAUAUUAAUUGAUUGAAACAUUCGUUAAGGAAGACCGACAUCCACCUCCUGGGUAACCACUGUGCUCUAGGGCUCCUACCGAACAGAUUGGUGACAUUUUUCAGGUUUGGGAGCUUUUAGAGCGAUUCCGUGAAAUUCUAGACAUGAAAUCUGAGAGGGGAAUGAGUGGAAGUCAAGUUUUAACUUCACAAGGGGCUGAUGGUGAUCGCCGACUAAUAUGUGAAGCUGAUCCAUCGGGUUCCACAGGAAGUUCUUUUAUUCAAGUGGAAACAGAAGCAAUGAAAGAGGAAGCCCAAGUUUUGCUCGCAUCUUUCACCUAUGUCAGAUGCUUUGGUGUAGCUUUGACCAAGGCCCAUAAUUCAUUACUAAGAGUGCUAAUAGGUGAACUGCAAUCAAAGGUGCCUGCUUUGGUGGAUCGGAAUUCUGAACCCGGAGAAACUCGGACAAGACGUGCAGUUCCUUCUAAACGAACCAAGGUCAAUAUGCUUCCUAUCAAUGAAUUGACUUGGCCAGAACUAGCUCGUAGAUAUAUCUUGGCUUUCUUAUCAAUGGAUGGUAACCUCGAGUCUGUGGAAAUUACUGCCCGUGAAAGUGGUAAACUAUUUUGUUGCUUACGAGGCGAUGGUGGUUUGCUGAGCGGUUCCCUUACUGGCGUGGCUGGGAUGGAAGCUGAUGCACUGUUGCUUGAGGAGGCUAUGAAGAAGAUUUUUGGUUCUUUGAGCAGAGAAAAUGAUGUACUCAUCAUAAAAGGGCGGAUAAAAGCAUAUCUGUUACACAUUUCAGAUUCUGAUAACCAACAUAUGAAUUCAAUAGAAGGACAACUUAGGCCUGUUCCUGUGGCUGUGGAGUCUCAAUGUACAGAUAAAUCCCUCAAGUCUUUUCCAUCGUCAAAUCAUAUGCAUCAAGCAAUAAAUGGCUACAGUGGAGCAACUCAUAUUCAGGGUAAUAACUACCAGAAAUGUGAGAUAAGGGAUGUAUCUACUUGUGCAACAUACCAGCAAGGAAAAUGUAUCUACUUGAGUCUGCGGAAAUUACUGCCCGUGAAAGUGAUAAAGCAUUUCAUUGCUUACGAGGCGAUGGUGGUUUGCUGUGCGGUUCCCUUACUGGCGUGGCUGGGAUACAAGCUGAUGCACUGUUGCUCGCGGAGGCUAUGAAGAAGAUUUUUGGUACUUUGCGCAGAGAAAAUGAUGUACUCAUCAUAGAAGAAGAGGAAGGGUGCUGCUGAAAUUAAAUUGGCAAAUGAUGGUAAAAUUCCUGAAUGGGCGCAGGUGCUGGAACCUGUCAGAAAGCUACCAACAAAUGUGGGAACCCGAAUCAAAAAAUGUGUUAGUGAUGCUCUAGAUAAGAAUCCGCCAGAUUGGCUCAGUUAGUAAGGAAGUGCACAAGGGCAAUGCAUCUGGACCAACAAAGGGUCUAUUCACAACAGAAAGAACGGUCUAGAUCCAGCUGCAGCCCCAUUUGCUAAAAAUCCAAGAGACAUCACCUACUGAAGAGAAUAAAAUCAAUGACAUUUUGCAAGGAUUGCUUACUUGUGAUUCUAAAGAACUAUAGGGGGAUGGAGCAAUCAAUCUUUUGCAGGAGAGGUUACAGGGAAUUCGCCGAAGCCAAAAAAGGCUUUAUCUGACAUAGAUAAUUUGUUGAGGGGAAUGAAUAUUAAGACGCCUCUUAGAUAGGAUGUAGGAUAUGCUGUGAAGCAGUUAGAUUCACCCACACCACCAAGAAGUCCAUUUGCUUCGCUGUCAUCAUUGCAAAAACACAUUUCACGGUCAAAGCCAUCAUCAGAUAGAUCCAUUUUCAGCUCAUGAAAUUGAUCAUAUACCUACAAGAAAUUAUUCAUCAACUCACAUGAUAAACCAGGAAGUCAACAUUCUUAGUUCUAGUAAGCUGUCAGAUGAGCUGAGUGCACCUAUAAUCAAAGAUGUUAUUGCUGCUGGUGAGACAAAUACAAUUCUGGAGACUAGUGAAAAUUCCAAUGAAGAUAUUGUUGCAGUUAGCGAGACAAGUUCGGUUGACGAUCCUGAUAGAAAUUACACCAGUACUCCUCGGAUGUUGGUCUGGUUAUGAUUGAUGACAAAAUACUAUGUUUUUAGGCUAUAGUUGCUUUUAGAAUUGAAUCUUUGUCUUUUGGUACAGGAAAAGAGAAUUGAAUCAUUUUCCUUUAAUUUCAGAAAAAGGUGGGACUUUAUCCUCUCGGUGAGGCAAUUUUAUUUGGUGCCAUUGUUCUUAUAACAAUGACAGUAUACAUUUUAUAUAGGUAGUUUGAUUUCUUUUAUGAUAUGCAUUCUAUAGUUAAGAAGGAUUAAUUGGUCUCUUUAUUUUCUUUUAUAGUUUCAUCGAAUUUGUAGACGUUUUCUCAGAACCAUUAUUCCCAUUUUUUUGGAUAUAGUAUAUCACAAGCAAUCUACUUCUAAG